UCUUCUGCCGUUCCCCCACCCAACCAGUAUCCCGCUUCUCCUUCCUCUCACUCCGCCCCCUCCCCUCCCUUCCCCCGAUUAACUUUUGCAACGAACGGACUUCUCUCGCCUGAAACUUUCUUCCCCUCCUGAUUGGAUUCUUUUGGUUAAGACAAACGCCUCGUCCAUCCAUCGUGUGUAGAUUUUCCUCGGGGAUUCCCCCCCCAAUUGUUUUUUUCCUUGGCGGGGCGGGAAAAGAAAAGGCGCUCGUGAACGUGGCUUCUUUGGGAAAAGCAGCUGCAUUUGGAUGAUCCCAAGACAUGUGAAACAGGGUAUUGCUGUGGUAUCUACCUUUGGCAUGGGCAACCUUUUGCAGACCUGGAGGAGAAGAGCUGGAAGUAGAGGAACAGCAUUCAAAGCUUCCUUACUAAGAAGACCCAAGGUGUGAGAAGGAGAAGGAUAGCUUCUUUAGCCUAGCAGUCAUGCCUUUUGGGCUGAAAUUGCGAAGGACACGGCGCUAUAAUGUCCGAAGCAAGAACUGUUUCAUGACCCGGAUUCGAUUAUUGGACAACAGCGUGAUUGAGUGCACACUGUCUGUGGAGAGCACUGGGCAAGAAUGCUUGGAGGCCGUGGCUCAGAGGCUGGAAUUACCAGAGACACACUAUUUUGGCCUUUGGUUUCACAACAAGAGCCAGCAAGUGCGAUGGGUGGAACUGGAGAAGCCUUUGAAAAAGCAGCUGGACAAGUUUGCCAGCGAGUCUUUGCUUUUCUUUGGGGUCAUGUUUUAUGUGCCCAGUGUUGCCCUGCUGCAGCACGAAGUCACAAGGUAUCUGUAA
Messenger RNA from Python bivittatus (Burmese python), 815 nucleotides. The record is from RefSeq and is a predicted model, not a curated record. Lineage: Eukaryota; Metazoa; Chordata; Lepidosauria; Squamata; Pythonidae.